Molecule: messenger RNA, 1669 nt
Organism: Aplysia californica (California sea hare)
Lineage: Eukaryota; Metazoa; Mollusca; Gastropoda; Aplysiida; Aplysiidae
Product: phospholipid scramblase 2
Biological process (GO): plasma membrane phospholipid scrambling
Cellular component (GO): plasma membrane
Molecular function (GO): phospholipid scramblase activity
Source: RefSeq, a predicted model, not a curated record
UGCCAUAGGCCCUAGACUGCGUCGUUUUCUGCAGCACAAGAUGGAUCACUCUUCUAUUGGAAUUACCAAAAAGAGAAUCCGCCGUCAUUAACACGAUAGCGACAUCUACAUAUCUACAUCUAUACGUACCGUAAAACAGGAUGGAUUUGCACAAAUCAAUGAUUGCCACCAAUUUUGAAGUUUAUUAGGAAGCAAAAAGUAUUUGCAUGUUUCUGACAUAUUUCCUGGUGAGAUUCUAGAUCCACAACCAAAAGUGAUGAUGCCGAGAGAUCCCUUUUUGUGCAUUUUCUGAAACAUAAAAAAUGGUGGUGACUUUACACAACAACAUCAAGCUGUUUGGUGACCCUGUGUAUCUUCACGUUGAGGGAGCAUCCCUUGUCAGUUGUCAGAAAAGCAAACAGCCAGAUGUUCCAGCCAUGACGUGCACGUGUGACAGUCCAAAGAGCUUUAAAAAAUCAUCAAAAUUGCGGCUACCACAGACGCAACAAGCAGAAGACAGAAGGGGGUCAGUGUCGGCCCCUGAUAGGCGGUCCCUUUUCGGACCUCUGUUCAGACUCACCCGUUGGAAAAGAAGACGCUCCAGGAAGGACCUAAGUUGUGACGUCAUCAGGCCGCUCUCUCGUGAAUUUGUCCGGCUCUGGUGGGAUAACUCCAGCGCGUCUUCCGAAGAGGCGGAUUCAGACCCAGCGGUGAUAAACGUCACUCCCAGACGCCUCCCUGGCCCGCUAAACAUGCCUGAUUGUCCAGUGUUUGACCACGCAACCCCGUGUCCGGUCCCUGGGACCGCGGACCUCACACAGUUGGCACAUAUGCAAGGGGUGACAGUGUACAAGUUUCCCCGACCGUGCUUCACACCAGCUUUAGGCAACUCCUGCAACGCCUUGUAUCACGUGAUCAACCACAAGGGUCAGUUAACCGUCCACUUGCUGUGCUGAUGUCACAACGUUCCUAACAGAUCGUUCUCGCGACGUGACCUUGUACAGUCAAGGUCGUCUGCUGGGUUUCAUCAAACAGCCCAACAGAUGGUACGGCCUACAUCUUGAAAUCAGGCGGGAGCGCCUGGGCCCCGCUCUCUACGACGUCAUAGGAUAUGAAGGAGACAGUUAUCAGGUGUUCGAGAAACUGGGAACAGGGCGCAGACUGGUGGGUCACAUAUGCGGCCAAUGGAGCAGUCAGUCCAGUGUGAUGUACUGGGGCUUCUACUCCAGCUAUCUGGGUCUCACCUUUCCCCUAGAGCUGAUGGUGGACCUCAAGGCCUUGCUGCUCGGGGUGGCCUUCCUUCUAUACGUGCUCCGCUAUGACCACAAGUAGACCAGCUGAUUUAUUCCAGAAAGGUCAGCUGACUACAGGAAGAUGGUCAUUCAACUUCAACAAAAUGGACCAACUGACCAUCUGCUUUUUUGAGACGUGUCCCUUUGCCGUUCUCAACGGGAACUGCUGAGAAACGAAUUUCAAAGUAACAACGUGCUCUUUGAUUCAAUGGUCUGACUCGUGACGGUGUGGGUGUGACAACAAAAUGAGGCACUGAAGUCGUUGAUGAGGCACAGGUCUGGGAAAAACCAAAAACAACGUUAAGUCUGGACUAGACUAGUACCCGCAUGGUUCAUUCGGAGUACAUGUAUACAUCCACAUACACUAUACACACGGGCCAUUCUCAUGUUUACAUGCA